GUUAUUAUUGUUCUAACCAAUUUUUUUAUUAAUACAAGGCCAUCUUAUUAUGUACUAUUCAGAACAAAUAGGUCUUCCUAGAACAGACCCCAAGAAUUGGAGACUUAGAACGGAUCCAUUGGGCCGUGAGACGUGGCAUUAUGAAGAGAAUAAGGACCAUUCCAAACAAGUCAAACCAACCAAGGAACCCCACCCAAUCACAUCCCUGGAUGACCCACUGGCUCUGAAAACCCUGCAGCAGUCUCUGUUUGUCCAAUAUCAUCUUCAAUUAGAUGAAUUUGAACCUCCAACGCCAGAAAAAAUCACUACUCCAGGUCAAGCAGCUGCAAAAGGUGCAGAAUUCUUUGAAUUAUUACAAGAUAAAGUCUCGGGGACGUUCCCCUGUCAAUACAAGGGACCCAUGUUUAUGACCAUAUCUUACGUUGCAGCCAAUUAUAUCUCAGGAUUGGAAAUCCCUUUACCCUAUCGUACCGAAAUGAUCAGAUACAUUGUUAAUACUUGUCAUCCAGUGGAUGGUGGGUGGGGGUUACACUCAGCUGAUAAAUCCACCUGUUUCGGAACCACUAUGAAUUAUGUAUGUUUGAGAUUUUUGGGACUCUCUGCGGAUCAUCCAGUGUGUGUCAAGGCUCGUAAAUUGCUCGUAACAAGACUUGGAGGUGCUUUGGGAAACCCUCAUUGGGGGAAAGCUUGGUUGUCUCUACUCUCCCUUUAUGAAUGGGAAGGAGUAAACCCGGCACCUCCAGAAAUGUGGUUAUUGCCAGAAUCAUUCCCAAUUCACCCAGGGAAAUGGUGGGUCCAUACUAGAGCCAUUUAUCUUCCUCUUGGAUAUGUUGCAGCCAACAAGGUCCAUUGCGAGGUGACUCCUUUAAUAAAGGAAAUCAGACAAGAAAUUUAUUCCAAACCUUAUGAAGAAAUUAAUUUCCUGUUGAAUAGAAAUAAUGUUUGUGGUAUUGAUUUGUAUUACCCUCAUACAAAAGUCCUUGACUUGGCCAAUUGGAUGAUGGUGAAAUAUGAAAAAUAUCUAAGACCUUCAUGGCUUUUGCAAAAGGCUAAUGCUCGGGUUUACGAAUUGAUUCAAAAGGAAUGUGCCAAUACAGACUAUUUGUGUAUUGCUCCAAUUAAUUUUGCCUUUAAUAUGAUUGUUACUUGGUGUGUUGAAGGGUCAGAAUCCGAUGCAUUCCGUAGAUUUCAAAAUAGAAUGAACGAUGUCUUGUUCCAUGGUCCCCAGGGUAUGACCGUCAUGGGUACCAAUGGGGUACAGGUUUGGGAUGUGGCCUUUAUGAUCCAGUACUUGUAUAUGACCGGGCUAGAACUGAAGCAUCGCGACAUGAUUCGUCGUGGGUAUGAUUUCCUUGUAAGAUCCCAAUUUGUUGAUGAAUGUGCCCCUGGAAGUUUCCGUGAUAAGAGAAAGGGUGGAUGGCCAUUUCUGACCAAAUCUCAAGGUUACACGGUGAGUGAUUGUACAGCAGAAGCCUUGAAGGCGAUCAUCAUGGUGCAAAAUGAUCCUGCAAACUCAGAUGAUCUUGCAAUUAAGGAAGCCAUCGCCCCUGAAGACUUGUACGAGGCAGUAGAUGUCAUUUUAAAUAUCCAAAAUAAGGGUUCGUUUGAGUUUGGAUCUUUCUCCUCGUACGAGAAAAUUAGAACCACCCCAUUGCUUGAAAACUUGAACCCUGCCGAGGUGUUCAAUAAGAUCAUGGUGGAGUAUCCAUACGUUGAAUGUACAGACUCUUCAGUUCUUGGAUUGACAUAUUUCCACAAGUAUUACCCUAAUCAUCGUGGAGAAGAAAUCUCCCAAGCCAUUCGUAAUGCCAUUCAAUACAUCACCGAGGCACAAAGCCCCAGAGAUGGUUCAUGGUUUGGAUCUUGGGGGGUUUGUUACACUUACGCUUCGAUGUUUGCCCUCGAGGCUUAUAAUGCCGUGGGGGAAACGUAUGCUACUAAUGAGUCUGUUCGUCGUGGUUGUGAGUUCCUCUUGCUGAAACAACGUGAUGAUGGAGGUUGGUCUGAAUCUAUGAAAUCUUGUGAAACGGAGACUUAUGUGAACUCUGAACAGUCUCUUGUGGUUCAAACUGCAUGGGCAUUGAUUGGGUUGAUUUUGGCAGAGUAUCCUGAAGACGAGCCAAUCAGUCGUGGUAUUAAACUUUUAAUGGAAAGACAAUUACCAACCGGAGAAUGGAAGUACGAGGAUAUCGAAGGGGUAUUCAACCACAGUUGUGCUAUUGAGUAUCCGUCCUACAAGUUUUUGUUUCCAAUCAAAGCGUUGGGAUUGUAUAGUAAACGAUUGGCUAAGUCCUCGUAAGAUAAAGAGUUGGAGAUUGGUGGUGAGUCUGCGUGCAUAUUGACACUUUUUGUGGGGGGAUAGAUGAGGUAGAGUACAUA
Molecule: messenger RNA, 2379 nt
Organism: [Candida] anglica
Lineage: Eukaryota; Fungi; Ascomycota; Pichiomycetes; Serinales; Debaryomycetaceae
Source: the annotation of a GenBank genome assembly